AUGCCGUUUUUCAUGAAUGUGCAGCACAUUAAGAGGAGGGACAUCGUGCUGAAGCGGGAACUGGGCGAGGGAGCCUUUGGGAAGGUCUUCCUGGCCGAGUGCUACAACCUCAGCCCCACCAAGGACAAGAUGCUCGUGGCCGUGAAGGCCCUGAAGGAUCCCACACUGGCUGCCCGGAAGGAUUUCCAGAGGGAGGCUGAGCUGCUCACUAACCUGCAGCAUGAGCACAUUGUCAAGUUCUAUGGGGUGUGUGGUGAUGGGGACCCGCUCAUCAUGGUCUUUGAGUACAUGAAGCAUGGAGACCUGAACAAGUUCCUCAGGGCCCAUGGGCCAGAUGCUAUGAUCCUUGUAGAUGGGCAGCCACGCCAGGCGAAAGGCGAGUUGGGACUCUCCCAAAUGCUCCACAUCGCCAGUCAGAUCGCCUCAGGCAUGGUGUACCUGGCCUCCCAGCACUUCGUACACCGAGACCUGGCCACCAGGAACUGCCUGGUUGGAGCCAAUCUGCUGGUGAAGAUUGGGGACUUCGGCAUGUCCAGAGAUGUCUACAGCACCGAUUACUACAGGGUGGGAGGACACACCAUGCUCCCCAUCCGUUGGAUGCCCCCUGAAAGCAUCAUGUACCGGAAGUUCACUACAGAGAGUGACGUGUGGAGCUUUGGGGUGAUCCUUUGGGAGAUCUUCACCUAUGGAAAGCAACCGUGGUUCCAGCUCUCAAACACAGAGGUCAUCGAGUGCAUCACCCAAGGUCGUGUGCUGGAGCGGCCCCGGGUCUGCCCCAAAGAGGUGUACGAUGUCAUGCUAGGGUGCUGGCAGAGGGAGCCCCAGCAGCGGCUCAACAUCAAGGAGAUCUACAAAGUCCUCCAUGCUUUGGGGAAAGCCGCCCCCAUCUACCUGGACAUCCUCGGCUAGCGGUGGCUGGCAGUCACGGACGCAUACUCUGUGGCUUCCCUCUCCUGGCCUCACAUUGCCCCUCGUCCACCUCACACUCCUUUCUUCCAUCCUGACUGAAGCGAACAUCUUCAUAUAAACUCAAGUGCCUGCUACACAUACAACACUGAAAAAAAAAAGUGAAAGAAAAAACCCUGUAAGGCAGUUUGGCGAAUAUAUAUAUAUACAUAUAUAUAUUUAUAUAUCUAACUAUCUAUCUAUAUCCACAGAGAGAUACCUUCUCUAAUACAGAGGGAAACUGCUGAUACAGAAACCAUAAGACUGUAACAACAACUCAGAAAAGCUUAAAUCUUAUGAACACAAAUGGAAGUUCCCUUUGACUGAAGCUGGGGCCCGUGGAUCUCCGGCUCCAGCUUUUCGGGGCCGAAGACCUUGAUGACGCAGAGACGGUCUUCACGCUGGGACCGGAGGAGAUGGGGUGGAGUGCGAAUCAGCGCCGUGCAGGUGAUGACCUGCACAGGUGUGCUACCCCUCCCCCGCCCCCAAGGUCUGCACAGGUGCGUGGGCUGACCUCGUCCACUGCACUCAGGAGGCAGCAGGAAGUAACACCGGCCCCGGGGGCCUCUGGAAUGCCUCACGUCUCCACUGACUAUUGCUCCACGCCUUCCCCCUUUCCUCCGCUUCAAGACAAUUCUCCAAUUUGUCCGUUCUAGAAAGUAGAGUCCUGAUGCUUUUGGAAGUCAAUGAGGGCGUCUACCACUAAACACUGGACAAACGACGUGACCCAAAACCAUGGUGACAAUGGACCACAUCCGUCUUGGGUGUAAACCAUGCUCAAGUUCCUUCCUCAGUUGGAAAAAGAUGUGUCAUCUAUUCUCUGAACAUCAAGAACUGGACGUUCUGGACUUAACCACAGAAGAAAAAGCUGAAAUUUGAACCCUCCAUGUCAAGGCACUGCCUCCCACCUUUUCCUCACUGGAAAGACUCCUUGGCCUCACCUCCCACAUUCAGGCCUUUGGGGGAGUUUGGGGGCAUAGCGAACACCCCCCAUGUUGCCUGUGAAUGUGGACGCAGCAGGGUUCCAAUAGCAGGAGACUUCGUUCCUCGUAGGUCAUUAUAGGAUGUGCCCCUCUGUGUCGUCUGUUUCUCAUCCUGCCUGCCCUAGAUCCUCAGCCCCGACCUUCUGGGCCUUUCGCACGUCCCAGGGAAACCUCACUGCCAAGGAAGGAAGCCAGGACUAGAGACGGUGUGGGGCAGUGCUUGUUUUGGAGAGCGAGGCCGUGGACUGGGCAGGAGCCAGCAGCGGAGAAUCUAUUUGGCACCUGCACUGGCCCCUUGGCAUUCUCCUCACGUUUCCAGCCCCUGGAAGGAUGGAUGCAUCUGCGUCUGAGCUUGCUGUGAACACUCAGGGGCUGAAAAAUCGCUUUUGUGGGCUGGGGGUGGGGGAGGGGCCGAGGCUUCUCUGGGAGGCGUCCACGGUGGGGCCACAGCCGCAGGCUUGGCAUCUUAAUGAGGACGGAGCCCUAACCGGAGAGGGAGAAUGAGGCUUCUGGGCUGGGGUCCUGGCCGCUGCUGUCGAGGCCCGUAAUGGGCAGAUCCCUGGGCCUCCCGGACACAGGACCACGAAAUGCCCCUGGUUGCCUGGCCCCAUGCAGCCCUCCUGCUGGAGAGAGGACAGGUCCCUCUCAGCUCACCCUAAGCACAGAGCUCCAUAAUGGACCGGCCUUUGCCCCCCGGGAGCCUCAGGGUGGGCAGGGGUUGGGGGGCUCUGGCCUGGGCCCUGCCCUACAGCGUGAGGGGCUGUGGGCGGCUUGAGCAGCCUGGUCAGCUGCAGCAUGGGCAUCCCUGUGGGGUUCAGGACUAAAUCCUGUAUUUGUGGUUUUGCUUCCUUUUUUUUUUUUUUUUUU
Molecule: messenger RNA, 2795 nt
Organism: Leptonychotes weddellii (Weddell seal)
Lineage: Eukaryota; Metazoa; Chordata; Mammalia; Carnivora; Phocidae
Source: RefSeq, a predicted model, not a curated record